AUGCGUAUCUGCAUGAAGAACGAGGGUGAUACCCACACCAAACUCGUCGAGGCUUCACCGGACCUGCUGGGACCGACGGGACCGGCACGGAUCGCAAAGGUAUAUAAGCACGCCCUCUGGUGCGACGGCAAAACAUCUUCUCCAUUCUCCUCACUCGUAAAGGUUGGGCAAGUCAUGUCUGGAUUCCUCGCCGUGCUUUCGGACCCAGGACAGCAGGCCACACUCGAAGAAUUCCAUGAUUGGUACAACAACGAGCACAUCCCACUCCGACUACACCAUCUCAAAUCCUUCUUGAGCGGGGCGAGGUACGCUGCGGCAGAUGGGAAACAACCAGGAUGGCUGGCGAUGUACGAAGUGGAGAGCGUCUCGGCGUUCCAGGAUCCGAGUUAUACCAUUCUUCGAGAGAAACGGAGCGACAGGGAGAGGGAGCUUAUACAGCGGCUAGGUGUUCUGGACAGAAGGACCUGCGAAGUCGUCUAUGACAGCGGGAAGGACAACGCGAAGGGCACUGGGAUGAACGUUGGUAAUCCAAGUACAUUCGUCGUGACGGUGGAGAUUCCUACCCGCCCUGAGGAAUCGACUUUCAAUAACUGGGUCCAGCGACUAUCGAGUGUGGAGCAGUGGGCCAGGAUUCGAGUCGUAAAGGCGUUGGACAAAGCGAUCACAGCUGUAGACGAGUCGCUGAAGCGCGUCGACGUACUUGACUAUCUCGCUGUUAUAGAGUUUGUCUCCAAACCAGGCCAUGUUGACCAGGCGACAAUCGACGCGUGGCUCGCGUCCUACACGGACAAAACAGGCCAAUGGAGAGUCUGGGACUUGUACAAGGCUUAUCCUUGUGUUGGCAACGGCGAUGACUUCAAGACUCAUCUGUGA
This is a messenger RNA of Coprinopsis cinerea okayama7#130, 873 nucleotides long. RefSeq lists its product as hypothetical. The record is from RefSeq and is a predicted model, not a curated record. Lineage: Eukaryota; Fungi; Basidiomycota; Agaricomycetes; Agaricales; Psathyrellaceae. The transcript is spliced from 3 exons. The coding region runs from base 1 to 873 and encodes 290 amino acids.